This is a messenger RNA of Colletotrichum karsti, 486 nucleotides long. RefSeq lists its product as uncharacterized. The coding region runs from base 1 to 486 and encodes 161 amino acids. The transcript is spliced from 2 exons. The record is from RefSeq and is a predicted model, not a curated record. NCBI's taxonomy places the organism in Eukaryota, Fungi, Ascomycota, Sordariomycetes, Glomerellales, Glomerellaceae.
AUGGCUGCCACCCCGAUUCCCCCUUUUAUUGUCGAAAUCUGGUACAACCAGUCGCCCAAGGACCCCGAGAACCAGGCAGAGAAGUACGUGAAGCAAACGAACGGCGACAUCCGGACGGUUCUCAUCCUCGACGUCCAGUACCCCAACAUCUCGUCCAUCCGCGUCUACCUAUUUGCGACGGACAUGGCAGCUGGUGGCCGGCCGGUUCUACGCGAGGUCCAGAGCCUGACGCUGUUCGAUUUCGCCGAUGCAACCGCCGCCGCGGGGCACAGCCCUCUCCGUCUGUUUGCCUCCGACUUCCUAUCGGCCGAUACCGACGUGCCAGCCCGGCUGAAUCGCCCCAUUCCGUUCGAGUGCCACAGCGACGAGUACAUCAUAAUCGUGCAUGUCGAGAUCCCUUUCGAGAGUCUGCGCGACGCCUGCCUCAGAGCCCGAGAACUACAUCUGAAGAAGCAAGACAAAGCCCGCAACUUCCGGCCGGUGUGA